Punica granatum (pomegranate) is the source of this 1865-nucleotide messenger RNA. The record is from RefSeq and is a predicted model, not a curated record. Lineage: Eukaryota; Viridiplantae; Streptophyta; Magnoliopsida; Myrtales; Lythraceae.
UCCUCCCUUCAAAGCAAAUCACAUAUCCUCUCUCUCUCUCUCUCUCUCUUUCUCUCUCUAUAUAUUCAAUUCCUUCAAUCCCUCUCUCUCUCUCUCCGUGUAUCGGUCCGUCGUCUGUCUGCGGGCCUAGGAACCAUCGAGGAGUACCGGAAGGAUUCCAUUUCGCCGUUGCUCGGCUGCUGCUUCUCCAUUUCUUUGGGUUUGAGCAUCGGGGGGAGAGAAGAAACAUGGGAAGCCCCAAGAAGAACCAGAACAAGGGCUUCUUUGCCGCCAUGACCUCCGGCAUCUCCAUGUUCGGCAACGCCAUCCACAGAUCCGUCAACGGCUUGCUUGGUUAUGAGGGACUAGAAGUCAUAAAUCCUGAGGGAGGUAAAGAAGAUGCGGAGGAGGAAGCUCAUAAGGGAAGAUGGAGGCAGGAGGACCGAGACAGUUACUGGAAGAUGAUGCAAAAAUAUAUUGGUUCAGAUGUCACAUCGAUGGUGACACUUCCUGUUCUCAUUUUUGAGCCAAUGACUAUGAUUCAGAAAAUGGCAGAGUUGAUGGAAUAUUCUCACUUAUUGGAUAAGGCAGAUGAAUGUGAGGAUCCCUACAUGCGAUUGGUCUAUGCAACUUCAUGGGCCAUAUCAGUCUAUUAUGCCUAUCAGAGAACCUGGAAGCCAUUCAAUCCUAUUCUUGGCGAGACCUACGAGCUGACGAAUCAUGGUGGUAUUACAUUUAUCUCGGAGCAGGUGAGUCAUCAUCCUCCUAUGAGUGCUGGGCAUGCAGAAAAUGAGCAUUUCGCUUAUGAUGUGACAUCAAAGUUGAAAACAAAAUUCUUAGGGAACUCUCUUGACGUUUACCCUGUAGGAAGAACACGCGUGACUCUCAAACGCGAUGGUGUGGUUCUAGAUUUAGUUCCCCCUCCCACUAAGGUAAACAACCUGAUCUUCGGAAGGACUUGGGUCGAUUCACCUGGGGAGAUGAUCAUGACAAACUUGGCUACGGGAGACAAAGCUGUACUGUACUUUCAACCAUGUGGCUGGUUUGGAGCCGGUCGUUAUGAGGUGGAUGGAUAUGUUUAUAAUGCAGCUGAAGAGCCAAAGAUAUUGAUGACAGGGAAGUGGAAUGAAUCAAUGAGUUACCAACCAUGUGAUAUGGAAGGGGAGCCCCUUCCGGGUACAGAGCUAAAAGAGGUCUGGCAUGUUGCCCCGGUGCCAGAAAAUGACAAAUUUCAGUACACCUAUUUCGCACACAAGUUGAACAGCUUAGAGACUGCUCCGAAGAAGCUAUUGGCAUCAGAUUCUCGGCUUCGUCCCGAUAGAUAUGCACUUGAGAAGGGUGAUAUAUCGAAGGCUGGUGCCGAGAAGAGCAGUUUGGAGGAGAGGCAAAGAGCAGAAAAGAGAAACCGGGAGGCCCAGGGCCAUAAUUUCGCACCUAGAUGGUUUGAUUUAACCGAUGAGGUCACCCCUACGCCCUGGGGAGACUUGGAAGUGUACCAGUACAAUGGGAAAUACUCCGAACACCGGGCUGCUGUGGAUAGCUCUGACAGCAUCGACGAGACUGAUGUCAGAUCUGUUGACUUCAACCCAUGGCAAUACGGUAAUCUCUCCACGGAAUGAGAGGACGUGCCCGGUUGUUGAUGUUUUCUGGCUUUCUGCUGGCUGCUAUUUCGAUCUUUGGGUUUGGAACUUUGGUGUGAAAUCUUACGUUUUUCCUAGAUUGCCUCGAUAAGAUUAUAUUUACAGUAGAUUUUUCAUUUGUUAAAUCUCAUUUUGGAUAUUAUUUUCUCUUGUAUCACCAAACUGCAUGUCGUGCUAGCGCGAUGUCAGAACCAAAGAUAUAUUUCUGUGUAGUGAAGGAAGUUCAUACAAAUGCUUUCCUCCUCA